This is a messenger RNA of Microsporum canis CBS 113480, 909 nucleotides long. RefSeq lists its product as hypothetical. The transcript has a single exon. NCBI's taxonomy places the organism in Eukaryota, Fungi, Ascomycota, Eurotiomycetes, Onygenales, Arthrodermataceae. The coding region runs from base 1 to 909 and encodes 302 amino acids. The record is from RefSeq and is a predicted model, not a curated record.
AUGCCGUUGUUCGGUUCAUCAUCAAAAUCGAGGUCGAAAUCGCCUCUAUCAUUCCUAGCCCGACAUAAAAAGGGUUCACCUCCUCCCACGACAGCCUCUGUAAGCCCUCAUCUGGAGCCUCCACCAGCUUACACUCCGGUCUCAACUACUUCAGCAACAGCUCCAAGCUGCUCCGCUUCAGAAAGCCCUAUAACAGCAUCUUCGGACCAGGCGGACUCGUUUCUCUCUCAGUUUGAUACUGUAUUUCUCAUAGAUGACAGCGCGAGCAUGCAUGGAGCGAGCUGGCAAGCGACUGAGAACGCACUGGCCAAGAUCGCCCCCAUAUGUACGGCUCGUGACAAGGACGGAGUAGAAAUAUACUUCCUUAACCACCGCUCAGGUUCAGCGAACGGAGCGUACUCCAACGUCAGGGACACAGGGCAUGUGCGCGAGGUGUUUACGGCCGUGACCCCAUCCGGCGGGACUCCAACUGGGACCAGGCUCAUGCAUAUCCUGAAACCGUACCUGAAGGGGUUCGAAGAAGCGUCUAAGAGCAUGACAUCUGAUGAACGAGACCGUGUUGUCCGGCCACUCAACAUCAUCGUCAUCACCGACGGCGUCCCCACCGACGAUGUCGAGAGCGUUAUCAUCCUGGCAGCGAAGAAGCUGGACAAACUCAACGCCCUCCCAUGGCAGGUGGGGAUCCAGUUCUUCCAGGUUGGAGAUGAUCCAGAGGCUGCCGAGGACCUGAGGGGGCUGGAUGACGCACUGGCUGGCCAGAAUAACAUCCGUGAUAUGGUCGAUACAGUGCCUUGGGACAAUACACAGGCCGGCGGCGGGCUUGACGCUGAUGGGGUGUUGAAGGUCGUCCUUGGUGCCGUGCACAAGAAGUAUGAUAGAAGAAACGCGACCGGAGGACGGCAGCGAUAG